UUGAAUCUGACGAAUCGCGGGCGGGUUUGUUGCGGCGUCCCGGCAAAUAUGGCAGCAGUGAGCGGACUAUUGCUGAACAGCAGAGGGUGGCUUCCUUUCCAACUUAUUGUGCGCCAUGGAUCUAAAGCAGUUACACGACACCGCAAGCCCAUGCACAUACUGCGCCAGAAGCUGUUGGCUGUCACAGAAUAUAUUCCACCAAAGCCUGCUAUCCCAGAAAGGUGCAUCAAACCCAGGCAGCAAGAGGUUCAAGAGCCAUCUGCCUUAGAGAAACUGAUACGGCGUGAUGUGGAAAAAGCAUUCAACGAGAAUAAAAUGAUUGCAGUUUUUCAGAACAACUCCAUUAAUUCUGAGGAACUAAGGCUACUUCGGCAUCGAAUGUUAAAACACGAUAUUCGCAUGAAGUUUUUCCCUAAUCGGGUCCUGCAAUCAUAUGUAACAGAGACCAAGUAUGUGAAUCUGUUACCUUUGUUUAUUGGACGCAAUAUCAUUGCUGUGAGUAAGGAGCUCAAAACAAAAGAGCUACUCCAUAUUGUGCGCAGCACACCUCAGAUCACCUUACUAGGUGCCUGUAUCGAAGAUGCCCUCUUUAGCAAACAGGGAGUUGUUAAAUAUUCCACGCUCCCAGGACUGCAGGUCAUCCGUGGGGAGGUUGUAAGUGGGCUGACUCAGAUGACAUCGCAGACGUAUCAGCUCCUGAACAAUGGUCCUGUGCUCCUCACGACUUUGCUGGGGCAAUACUUGAAACAACAGAAUGAAGCUGCUACUGGACAGAAAGAUUCAGUAAAGGAGGAGCCCAAGGAAUCCGAGAGAAUCCAAGGAUCUUAGUUCCCCCUGAACAUAUGAACUAAAAGCAAAGUUUGGAUCUCCAAGUUGUCAUACUGAAAAUGAAUACUAACUAUUAGUAACUAUCUUUGAUCUGCAUUUCAUUUUGUAUGGUUAAAUCAUGCAUUGAAGCAGAAAUAAAUACAUGUUUGUUUCUGCCCAAAGGUGUAAAGGACUACUGGCAGGUGCAACUGUCAUGUGGCUCCCAUCUUCCCCUCCUAAAAUACAGUUUUUGCUUUCUAUUUCACUGUAAAUGGCAUGAUUUUAAGGAAAAUUAUAAAUUAAAAUACAUGUAUAAACACUCAAAGUUAUAAUACAGUCAAUUAAAACUAAGUGUGAGUUUUAUCUUCCAUCUGUAUAUAAGACCAUGAGACACAGGUAUAGAAUUAAGCUAUUUGACCCAUUCUCCCCCAUUCCAGCAAGGCUGAUUUAUUAACCUUCUCAAUCUCAUUUUCCUGCCUUCUCCCUGUUACCUUUGAUGCCCUUACUAAUCAAGAACCUGUCAACCUGUUGGCUAAAGAAAUUCCUCCUCAUAUCUGCUCCAAAAGGAUGUCCUUGUGUUCAGAGGCUGUGCCCUCUGAUCCUAGACUCUCCCACUAUUGGAAACAUCUUCUCCAUGUCCACUUUAGGCCUUUCAAUAUUUGAUAGGUUUUGUUGAGAUUUCCCCCCCCCCCCCCCCCCAUUCUUCUGAACUCUAGUGAGUGCAGGCGGAGUUCAGAACAGGGUUUCCCAACCUGGGGUCCAUGGACCUCUUGCUUAACGGCAUACAAAAGGUUGGGAUCCCUAGUUUAGACAAAUAAACGGCAAUCUCAUUGAAACCAGAGACACCAAACUCUCUUCGUAUAUUAAUCCUUUAAGUCCCGGGAUCAUUCUAGUGAGCCUCCUCUGGAUCCUCUCCAAUGGCAGCACAUCCUUUCUUAGAAUAAGGGACCCAAAACUGCUCACAAUAUUCAUCUUUGCGGGAGUAGUUUGGUUGUGUAUUCCAGUUAACUGAAGAGCAAGUGUGCAAUAUGGUUCCAUGUUUGUAAUUAAUGACCAGUUUCAGAAUGUUGGAUAAAAAUGAAAAAAAGGCAAUGGUGGAUAUGUGAAAGAGUCAGAAGUGCACAUCAACAUCUGAACUAGGAAGAAUAUUAUCAUUUCAGCAUUCUUAAAGGAACAUUCUUUAUCUUUGGAGUUUAUUUGUGUGCACAUCUAGCAUUUUCUGUUUCUGUGUGGUUUUUUUGUAUGAUCAGUGGGUAUUCGUGAACAGCCUACUGUAGAAAGUAGUGUGGAAUCUAGUAAAUGUUACCAUUGAAUUGGUGUAAAUUGAUGGACUUCAAAUUUUUUUGGAAAAACUGCAGUAAUAUACAGGCAGUUUUAAGCAUUAUGCAAAAAGACUACAAGUACACUUAAGAAAACAAGAUUUUUGUGUACAAUAAGUAGGUCAAUGGGCUCCUUUGGUCAUUGCUUUUGCCAAUCAAAAUGUGGAUGGAUGUUAGAUUUUUGUUUCCAUGAUCUGUCUGUUAGUGAUGUAUGCAAUUUCUGUUGGUUAUUAUUACCCAUGCAAGAGUAGAUAAUAUAAGUGGAUAUUGAAUAAAAACAAUGAUCCACAUUUUGCUUGGCUUGCACUUGUUCUUAUUCAAUGUCUUGGUGGAUCUGGUGUAUAUGGAUUUUAGUAAGACAUUUGACAAGGUUCCACUUGGGUAAAGUAUGUGAAACCUUGAGACCUGGGGGACAGUGUAGGCGGAAGUUGAAGGAAAUAAGUGAACAAGUCUCUACCACUAAAGGGCACUGCACCAGAAGUCAUAGCAUUCACGUGGACUAAGUUGGGAAAAAUAAAUGUUUCCUGUGAUAA
Hypanus sabinus (Atlantic stingray) is the source of this 2659-nucleotide messenger RNA. RefSeq names its product mitochondrial ribosomal protein L10 (gene mrpl10). NCBI's taxonomy places the organism in Eukaryota, Metazoa, Chordata, Chondrichthyes, Myliobatiformes, Dasyatidae. Gene Ontology annotation, molecular function: structural constituent of ribosome. Gene Ontology annotation, cellular component: mitochondrial large ribosomal subunit. Gene Ontology annotation, biological process: translation. The coding region runs from base 49 to 828 and encodes 259 amino acids. The record is from RefSeq and is a predicted model, not a curated record. The transcript is spliced from 5 exons.